This is a messenger RNA of Psammomys obesus (fat sand rat), 2006 nucleotides long. It is a transcript of the gene Olig1, whose product is annotated as oligodendrocyte transcription factor 1. Lineage: Eukaryota; Metazoa; Chordata; Mammalia; Rodentia; Muridae. The record is from RefSeq and is a predicted model, not a curated record. The transcript has a single exon. Gene Ontology annotation, molecular function: protein dimerization activity.
AUGUAGUAUGCGAUUUCCCAGGCGCGUGUGAACGCGGCUCCCGCGACCAUGCUGCGGCCACAGCGGCCCGGAGAUGUGCCUCUCGGGGCCUCGCUGUACGAGCUGGUGGGUUUCAGGCAGCCACCCAUCUCGUCGUCCUCCUCCUCUCCCACCGCGUCUCUCCACCCCAAGGCUGCGCGCGAGAAGCCGGAGGCGCCGCUCGCCGAGCCUCUGGGAACAGCGCCGGAGAGCGGGGGCGCGCGGGCCGACGCCAGAGAGGAGCAGCAGCAGCAGCAGCAGCUGCGGCGCAAGAUCAACAGCCGCGAGCGGAAGCGCAUGCAGGACCUGAACUUGGCCAUGGACGCGCUGCGCGAAGUGAUCCUGCCUUACUCCGCGGCGCACUGCCAGGGCGCGCCGGGACGCAAGCUCUCCAAGAUCGCCACGCUGCUGCUCGCCCGCAACUACAUCCUGCUGCUGGGCAGCUCGCUGCAGGAGCUGCGCCGCGCGCUCGGCGAGGGUGCGGGCCCCGCCGCCCCGCGCCUGCUCCUGGCCGGCCUGCCCCUGCUGGCCGCCGCGCCGGGCUCCGUGCUGCUGGCGCCCGGCGCCGUGGGGCCCCCCGAGACGCUGCGCCCCGCCAAGUACCUGUCUCUGGCGCUCGACGAGCCGCCGUGCGGCCAGUUCGCGCUCCCCGCUGGCGGCGCAGGCGGCCCCGGCUUCUGCUCCUGCGCCCUGUGCAAGUUCCCGCAUCUGGUCCCGGCCGGCCUGGGCUUGGCGGCCGUGCAGGCUCAGUUCUCCAAGUGAGGGCCGGCUGGGCCCGGGGCGGGGGCGGCCUCGGCCAGUCUGCCCGCGCCCUCGCGUCCUGGCAGGGAGCUGGCCCCAGGAAGAAGGGCCUUUCCAGACUUCUCACCCAGACCAUAGACUGCGGGGCGCCUUCUUCCCCUCCCCCACUCCCUGGCAAUUAAAGUGGCCCGAGCGGGUAUUCGGUCGCUUGGGGUUCUAGCUGGAUCGCGCCGCUUAGAGCCGGGAGCCGCCGCAGCCUCACCUUAAGCUCACCCCGCGGCGGGGGUGGCCCCGCUCUCCUGCAGCAGUGCGCACGGCGGGGCCGCGGAGGACGGCGACGGGGGUGCCCUGGGUGCGGCGGUCCGCCACCUUGGUGGCCCGGCAGGCGCCAGCUCCCGGGUCUAGGGCCAGCCCCCCCCCCCCCAGCGUCACACAGCCCUCUCUCCUUGUCCCAGCCCGAGGGCACGGGCUCCCUCGCUCCUAGACAAGCCAAGCCCAGCGGACCUGGCGGUUUGGAAAGCGCAGGCCUGGACCACACACCAGGGCCUUGCGGGCGGGCCGCCCUGGAAGGCCCAGAGUUUCUGAGCGGGGCGUCGCGGGGCGCGGGAGGGGACGGCGCCACAGUCGUUGGGUGUGCGAGGUGGGGAAGUUCCUGUGGUGUUUUGUGGCUGUUUCCUCUCCUUAAACCCUGGAAACCGACUUAGACUCUGCGUCCUUAAAGGUAGCCUAACCGACAUUGGAGCUGGCGUGAAAACAAAACUCCAGCCGCGUCUCACGCCAUCGGUGUUCCGGACUUACUAAAAUAGGUAACAAGGCACGUCAUAGCUCACGCCUGUGAACUCGGUCAUUAACGAGGCGGACGAGGAUCCCAACCGCCGCGGCUGGACAAAGCCAGCUGCGCCGCAGGCGGGAAGGCGCGGGCGCUCCGCGCGCGGGUCUCCAACCGCAGCCGCGCAGCUGAGGGGCUCUGGGCACGCGUGGGCGCCGAGUCCCGGCUCGUGCUUAGCGUUAGGAGGUUGCCCGAGACUGUUUCAUAAUCUUCACCAGCUUGCUCUGAUUUUUUUUUUUUUUUUAAAUGUUGGAAGCUUCGGGUUGUUAACAAUAGCCGAAUUUAACUGGCAUUUUAUGUGACUUCUAGCUUUGUUCCCCUGAAUGUACAGAAACCACAAAAUAAACCGUCAACAGUCGACUUUUUACGUUUUUCCUUCUGUUAAAUAAAAAUGUCCUUGUACCCUGCUGGAGUCACA